This is a messenger RNA of Vanrija pseudolonga, 621 nucleotides long. RefSeq lists its product as uncharacterized. NCBI's taxonomy places the organism in Eukaryota, Fungi, Basidiomycota, Tremellomycetes, Trichosporonales, Trichosporonaceae. Bases 1 to 621 code for a protein of 206 amino acids. The transcript has a single exon. The record is from RefSeq and is a predicted model, not a curated record.
AUGUACGACGCGCCGCCCUACGCCGCGACGACGCUGGUCGUGUGUCCGCGCUUCGGCCUCCCAUCGCACCUCGGCCCAGGCGUGCUCUUCGCUGCGAACGUGCACGUUCCCCACGUACCCCCGGGCACGCGGAAGCUCGUCCUCCGCGUGAGCUGUGACGACGCCCUGUCCCACCCAGGCGCAUAUGGCGCGUUCCACGGCGUCGAUCUCGGGCCGUGGGUCGCGCGCGUGGUCAUCGCGUUUGACGGCCGCUCGCGGGCCACGGAGCCAGAGUAUCCCCGCGCGCGCACGCUGUGCAUGGCGGCAAGCGUCGCUGCGCUCGUUAUCUCGUCCCGCGCUCGCUUCACCUUGCUUGAUGUAGGCACGUGGGACAGCGUGUGGAUGUGGCCUUGGCCCCGGGACGUUGUGUUCGACGACGACGCGCCGGACCUUGCGGCGCUCUUCCGCGCUACGUUUGUCCAGACGGCCGAGAGGGAGUUUGCGCUUGACAAUGGGGACAUCGAGCGCGCUUGGAGCCGCGUCGAGUUUGCUUCGCGGGACGAGUACCGCCGCGAGAUUGGGGAGGAGACUUGGGUUGACGAGUGGUGGGACCUCGGGCCGGUCGAGACUGGUCAGCUGUAA